AUGUUAGGCUUCCCAAUGGAUACCACACUGAUCGCUGUGGACUCGGCCUUCGUGAUCAUGUUUGCUGUGAUGGCCACGGCUGGGUUGAUAGCCGAUUUAUAUCUGUCACGUUAUACCGUGAUUCUAUAUAGUAUCAGCUUUCUGAUGCUGGCACUAACUAUGGUGUUUAUUUCAUCAACACCGUUGGCGUUUGAGGACUAUCCGUUGAACCCCAAGCCUUGGGCCAAGGUGCUUGCUCUGUCAGGUUCAUUGCUGGCCCCGCUAUCUGCGUCCUGGCUGAAGGUGGUGACUCUGCCGUUCGCUCUGGACCAACGUCUGCACAAACCAGGCAGCGACACCAAUGACACCACACAGGCCUGGUUCCUUAUUAGUAAUGUAGGUAGCUUGCUGGCUUUGAUCGCACUCCCUAUAACACACCACCUGCCGCCGCUCAUACCCGGUACUGAGGAGGGCUCGUCCUUCUGGCUGACCUAUUUAGUGGUCCUGUGUGUGAUUCUGUCUGCGUUGGCGUUGUUUUUGCUGCCGCGAAAGCAUUACAUCAAGCGCAAACCGAGGAAAGCUGCCGUGUUGAGGUUCUACGAAUGUCUGCGUAUGGCCUGGCACAACCGCAACCUGAGUGCUGUAUUGAUCCCCCGCCGAGAGCCUCCGCCAAUUCUCAGAGGCACAGCCACCGACGACAGCAAGGGCAAAGCAGAGGCAACCCAUGACCACCCAGACACCUCCGAGCCAGUACGUGAGGAUAUCAUCCAGCACCACUUCCUAUACAAAUCACUUAUCGAGCGACGGGUGGAGCUGGACGGGCCGGUGCUGUCAGACACCAAGUUCACUACGGAGGAGAUCGACCUGUACGCACGUUUCCUGGACGGCAAUAAGGUGUAUGUGUACGCCAUUAUGUUCUGGUUGGGGUGCCAGGGUGCGUGGAUCAUCCCGCAGGUGGUGCUGUGGUGCGACGGGCCGGCGCAGAACGUCUUCUCGGCCGAUCAGUUCACGACCUUCAUCACGGUGGGUGUGAUGGUGGUAGCGGUGGCCACCUACUGCACCCCCCUCAAAGAUGUGCACCCCAUCAAGCGCAUACAGUUUGGCUUCUUCGUGCAGUUUGUGGCUAACCUGUGGACACACUUUGUGCUGCGCGCGAUCAACCAGGCGGGUAGCUACACAGCCGAUGAGACGUACGUCGUCAACAGCGGCCAGGAGAUGGUGUCUGUGUGGUGGCUCAUGCCGGCCUGCUUGCUGUACGGUGUGGCUGUGGCUUUCAUUGAGUUGGGUCUGUUCGAGUACGCCACCCGGGAUACGAUCUGGUACAUGCGCAGUGUGGCCGGGGGGAUGAUCAGCUUCUACCAUAUGAUUGCGGGGUUGACAGUGAUCCCUGUGGUGGUGUUCUACUCACGGCCUGAGCACCUAUCGGGGAUGGUGGGGCUGAUGGCGUUGAUGGACUUUGUAGGCAUAUUCCUGUUCCGCUACACAAGCAGGGAACUGCUGAAACGGCCGCUGUUGCAGGAGAAUGAGCUGCAGGAUAUGGAGGUCAGCGACAAACUCCAGGGAGAAAAGAACCUGUGAGAACACCCCCCCCCCCAAACACACCCCCAAACACCCCCAACACCCCACUCUCGAAGCAAGCACGCCGGAGAUAUAGAGUAAACAAACCAAUAGAAAAUAAAC
Molecule: messenger RNA, 1659 nt
Organism: Sphaeroforma arctica JP610
Lineage: Eukaryota; Ichthyosporea; Ichthyophonida
Exons: 3
Coding region: 1-1557 (518 amino acids)
Biological process (GO): transmembrane transport
Cellular component (GO): membrane
Molecular function (GO): transmembrane transporter activity
Source: RefSeq, a predicted model, not a curated record